AUGAUGAAACUCUUAUUAAAAUUCCAACGUUAUAUAAGGUGCUAUAAAUAUGCUUAUCGUAUCGUCGAAGAUUCUUAUGCACGUGAACGCUUUGUAAUAAUUUAUAGAUGUAAGAACUGGUCCGUCGGAUUGAUGGUGCUCAUUCUGGAAGAGGAGGUGAAGAAGAGGCGGUUGCACAAGACUCGAGGACCAUUAAAGCCCUCGGUACCUCCCCAUGAUCGGGCACUUUCUCUCUCGGAACCCGCUCUCGGCAAAAAGUUGUCUGUUUGGACAUCCUCGGGGUUAUGUGGUGUCGAAACCUCUCAAGUCCCAGCUCAUCUUUGGCCAGGUCUCAACAAAUUCCUUUACAGUUCAAGGCACGAGUAA
Nezara viridula (southern green stink bug) is the source of this 366-nucleotide messenger RNA. NCBI's taxonomy places the organism in Eukaryota, Metazoa, Arthropoda, Insecta, Hemiptera, Pentatomidae. The record is from the annotation of a GenBank genome assembly.